CAGAGGGGAGGGGAGAAUAGAGAAAGUGUGAACUGUGAGAGCUUUUUUUUUUCAUAUCUGCUUUUGCUUUUUGCUUGCAUCAAUCACAACCACGUUACCAUUUUCAGACCACGCGAGAGGGAAAGCGAGAGAGCUCCAAUUGCCUGCGCUACGCCUCAUUGUAACAAAUGUGCGCCUGAGAGCUUGAGAUUUGUACUGACCGUCCGAUCUUGGGAAUCAGAAUGGGCAGCGUGUCGGAGGAGGAGGGGUCCGGCUCCGAGCAGAGUGAGCGCUGUGGGAGCUACAGUCCCAGCGCUGACAUCAGCGAGUCUGAGAGCUGCAGUAGCUUCUCGUGCCGGCGGUUCGACGCCGAGGGCGGCGGUUCGAGUUCGAUGACGUCGUCUCCCCAUCAAGUCGCCGGGAAUUUCGGUUUUCCUGCGACGGUGAUGCUGCCGGUGAUUGCAGGCAAGGAUGUGGUUUGGGAUGAGAAGCCUGAGAAACGGGAAACCGAUUUGUCCGAGGUUGAGAUGAUGAAGGAGAGGUUCGCAAAGCUUCUUCUUGGAGAAGACAUGUCUGGAGGAGGGAAAGGAGUGUGCACUGCCCUCGCCAUCUCAAACGCCAUUACCAAUCUCUCUGCGACUGUGUUUGGUGAGCUGUGGAGGUUAGAGCCACUGGCGCCGCAGAAGAAGGCAAUGUGGCACCGAGAAAUGGAGUGGCUCUUAUGCGUAAGCGAUUCCAUAGUUGAGCUCGUUCCUUCGAUACAACAGUUUCCUGGUGGGGGCACAUAUGAAGUAAUGGCGACACGACCACGCUCAGAUUUGUACGUGAAUCUACCCGCGCUGAAGAAGCUCGAUGCAAUGCUGAUUAGUAUGCUUGAUGGGUUUUGCGAUACAGAGUUUUGGUAUGUUGAUAGGGGGAUAGUUGUGGGUGAAUCAAAUGAUUGUGACGCCUAUGGAUCGUGUGGUGGGAGGCCUUCGAUUAGGCAGGAAGAGAAGUGGUGGCUGCCCUGUCCGAAAGUGCAGUCGUGUGGGUUGUCGGAGGAUGCCAGGAAGAGGUUGCAGCAGUGCAGGGACUGCACGAACCAGAUAUUGAAGGCAGCCUUGGCAAUUAAUAGUGGUGUGCUAGCUGAGAUGGAGAUCCCCAGUGCUUUCUUGGAGACCUUGCCCAAGAGUGGAAAAGCUUGUCUUGGUGAUAUCAUUUAUCGUUACAUAACUGCUGACCUGUUCUCACCAGAAUGUCUACUUGAUUGCCUGGACCUUUCAUCUGAGCAUCACACUCUGGAGAUAGCUAACAGGAUAGAAGCAGCAGUCCAUGUCUGGAAGCGAAAAAACCAGAGGAAACAUGCAAAUCACAAGAAAUCUAGGCGCUCGUCUUGGGGUGGCAAGGUCAAGGGCCUUGUAGCUGAUGCUGCGAAGAAUCAUUUUUUAGCCCAAAGAGCAGAGACCCUCUUACAGAGCUUGAGGCUUCGUUUCCCUGGCCUCCCACAAACUGCAUUGGAUAUGAAUAAGAUCCAGUACAAUAAGGAUGUAGGGCAGUCAAUUCUUGAAAGCUACUCAAGGGUGAUGGAAAGCUUGGCCUUUAACAUAACGGCCAGAAUAGAUGAUGUUCUUUACGUCGAUGAUGCGACGAAGCGUUGUGCUGCAGCCGAAACAAUGUCCAUUUUCAGCAGGGGUGGUCUUGGUGGUAUUCCUAUUCAGAAACGGAUGUCUCCGAGCCCCUUCUCGAUCCACCACACCCCAUAUGCCUCUCCGUUUGCAACUCCGACCUUCUGUUCUUCCACUCCGGUAAUGGGAAGCCCAGGGAGGGCACCUUCCUCUCUUAAAAGGACUGGUCUUAAGGAAGCAACUGACAUGAAGUCAGAAAAACUAGUCCCGGCAGAAUAUGACAAAGUGUGGUCAUAUGCUGGGAACGUCAGUGCAAGAAGAGAUCCCGGAAAUGCUCCAGAGCGAGAUUGACUUCUUCUAUAGGUGCUGGUAAGUUGAAACACCUAAUCAAAAACUAACAACGAAGCUGUAGAGCUGGUCUGGAAGGCGGAUAGCCUUGAGGCUGUGACUGAGAAUGAGAAAUAUCGGAGAGAGGGGGGGAUAAUAUUGUAUAUGCAUUAGCAAUAGAAUUAGGUGGUUUAUUAAAGUUUUGAGAUUAGAUCA
This is a messenger RNA of Corylus avellana, 2126 nucleotides long. It is a transcript of the gene ROPGEF1, whose product is annotated as rho guanyl-nucleotide exchange factor 1. The record is from RefSeq and is a predicted model, not a curated record. NCBI's taxonomy places the organism in Eukaryota, Viridiplantae, Streptophyta, Magnoliopsida, Fagales, Betulaceae. Gene Ontology annotation, molecular function: guanyl-nucleotide exchange factor activity.